AGCCGGUUGCUAGAACUGCCUUACAAUGUCAAGGGCAUGGAUGUCGCAUUUUCUGGAAUAUUAUCUUUGAUCGAAAGUAAAGCUCCAAAAUUGCUAGCCGCUGGAGAAUAUACCGUGGAAGACCUAUGCUUUUCUUUGCAGGAAACCGUCUUUGCAAUGCUAGUGGAAAUUACUGAGAGAGCUAUGGCGCAUACAGGAAGUACAGAGCUGCUUAUUGUUGGUGGUGUUGGAUGCAAUAAGAGGCUUCAGGAAAUGGCCGAAUGCAUGUGUGCCGAGCGUGGAGCAUACCUUUUUUCUACCGAUGAACGUUUUUGUAUAGAUAAUGGUGCAAUGAUAGCGCAAGCAGGAUAUCUGAUGCAUAAAGCAGGACUGAGUUGUGAGCUUGAGAAAUCUACAAUAACGCAGCGGUACCGCACUGACCAAGUGAAUGUCUGCUGGAGAACAGAAUGA
This is a messenger RNA of Cylicostephanus goldi, 450 nucleotides long. The record is from the annotation of a GenBank genome assembly. NCBI's taxonomy places the organism in Eukaryota, Metazoa, Nematoda, Chromadorea, Rhabditida, Strongylidae.